CCUACUUUCGUUUUAGAUAGCACGAUAAAUAUUGCGUUUACUUCAGUUAUGUUUGGCAAAAUAUGUAGUAAUAUAUUUGAGUAUAUUUAAAGAAUGUGAAAUGUAAACUUGCUAUUGAUAAUAACUAGGAAGUUUUAAACAGGAUAUGUUUAAAUGCAUGGGUGUGUGCUACCUCAUGCGUUCCUCCGAAUAACCGGAACAAUAUAUGGAAGAUUGUAUUGGAAAUAACGCACAUAUUAAAAUAUUGUAUUUUGCAGCGGACAAUUAUAUGUGAUAGUGAGGUUGACUUAAUAGUAGUUUGCAAAAGCUGGUGGUUAUUUGUUUGACUCGACAAAUGAAAACUUGGAAAUCACCGGGUUUUUCUAUUGACUGAUCAUUAUCAAGGAUGUAUCAAAUUACAUAGCAUGUUAACUCUUGACAUUUGUUGAACUUAGAUAGAUGCAAUAAUUAAAUGUUGUGAUCGGUAAAAAUAACCACAAAGCUGCAGUCACGGUAAUGCAAGCUUAUUCGUGUUUUCUUUUAUUGCGUCAUAUGUUGAAUUAAUAGUUUGGAACGUGCAUACAACAAACUUCACAGAUAAUCCUUAUUUGACAAUACAAUUUAACUUACACGAGCAAUUGCGAAUAAGUAUAUUUUUCUUGAACAUUUACUUACUUUGACGACACUGAAUUUGGAGGCGGAUGGCGCGUGUCCGUGCCCAUGGACAUAGCAGAUCUAGACAACAGAUGCAGUGUGUCUGCUGCUUGUCUCCAGUAUGAACACUCUGAGGGGUUCCUCACACUACCUCUGGGAUGUUUCCAAACCCCUCGGUCAGGGGGCCACUAGCAUGGUGUACAAGGGACGUAAUAAGAGUUCUGGGGAGGAGGUAGCAGUGAAGGUGUUCAGUCGUGCUGCACAGAUGAGACCACACGAGGUACAGAUGCGGGAGUUUGACGUGAUGCGCAAGCUGGCUCAUCGUAACAUAGUACCUCUGCUAGAUGCAGAGGAAGAGCAAGGCACGGGUAACAAGGUGAUAGUGAUGCAGCUCACAGAGCAUGGCAGCCUGUUCAAUGUGCUGGAGGAGCCUCAUAACGCCUAUGGCUUGCCUGAGGAGGAGUUUCUUAUUGUGCUGGAGCAUGUCACUUGUGGUGUGAAAUACAUGAGAGAACACGGCAUAAUACACAGAGAUAUCAAACCUGGGAACAUUCUGCGAUAUAUUGGCGAAGAUGGCAGGUCGGUGUACAAGCUGACAGACUUUGGGUCGGCCAAGCAAGUUCAGGACGAGGAGGAGCCAUUCAUGUCUCUGUAUGGAACGGAGGAAUACCUGCAUCCAGAUAUGUACGAGAAAGCCCUAUUACGUGCACCAGAUAAGAAGCAUUUCACCUCGAAAGUGGACCUAUGGAGUUUGGGUGUCACCUUCUUCCAUGUGGCCACUGGAGAACUACCAUUUAAACCAUUCGGUGGGAGGAAUAACAGGGAAAAAAUGUUUGAGAUAACGACCCGGAAGGAGUCCGGAGUUAUCAUGGGAGUUCAGCACAUUGAGAUGGGGCCUAUCCAGUGGAGUAAGGAGCUGCCAGGGUACUGCAGACUCUCCGCUGGGUUGAAGUUGCUCAUAACGCCUGUAUUCGCCCGCCUGUUAGAAUCUAACCCAAAGUACACAUGGAAUUUUGACGACUUUUUUGACCAUGUGGCAAACAUUAUCAAAAAACGUGUGAUACAUGUCUUCUGUCCACAUACAUGGACUUGUCUUAAAGUGUACAUAGAUGCUGAAAAUAACCUCACCAAUCUGCAAGAGUUGAUAGCCAAACAGACGGACAUACAGUCCACCAGUCAGCUGCUGAUCUUUGACGGCCAGCUGCUGAAGGAUUGUGUGCAGCCUUUACUGCCCGUGUGCAAUUAUCCGGAGGGAAUCACUGAAACCAACCCGAUAUUCUGUUUUGACCGAGACUUGAAAGAUACUCCAUUAUUUCCUCCGCCUCCAAUUAGGGAAUUUCCGAAGACUAAAGCAAGUAGUUAUGCGGAGGAUUAUAAAGCCGCUAAGGCUUGCUCGGCUACCGGUUGUUACAUGGAGAAGGAAGUAGAGUGGUACAGCAUUAAACAGGACCUGGUUCGCCGCUCCGUGCAAGUCUACAUACAUGAACUCUAUCAUGAAUGCAGUCACCUUGCGGAUUAUAACAAAUUCAGAAGUAAAAACUGUGAUAAUUUAACGCAGUGGAAGGAGACUUUCCUGCAAAUGUUUCAACACGAACUCAGGAUGAUAAAAGUGCUCACUGACACUCAAGACUCUGACAUUGGUGCUCUGUUACUGGAACUUAAUCAGUUUUAUGAAGAAUGUGUUCGCGAUGUGAAUGAGACGUCUAGAAAGAUAACGGAGCUUUCAUACGAGGUUGAGAAUGAACUCAAGCGGUUGCAGGACGAUCACUUGAAUAAAAAGAUUCUAAAAAAGAAGUGGAAUGAUAGCGUUGGGUGCAGCAGCAAGGACAGAUGUGUUCAGAAGGUGCACGUGAUAGUCACCCAGAUUGUCUGUUGCAGUGUUCAGAAGGUACAUGUGAUAGUCACCCAGAUUCUGAAGACCAAGCAGCAGUUUGGAGAGGAUCGGAGAAAAACAGGGGCCACCUUCAACGAUGAGCAGAUACAUAAAUAUGAGAAACACCGGUUGUUUGAAAACUGCAUCAAGAUUGAGUCCCUGUUCUCAGAUCAUUGUCAGACAAAGGCAAAGGAACAGUUCCAACAAUUCCAUGUUUGGUACAGACAAAGCUGGGAGAUACGCUACAAGAGUGAGCAGAUAGAGAAGCUUCUGCUGAAGCUGGCAGAACUGCUGGAAAACUUUGUUAGAAGCCUAAGUCAGAUGUGCCUGAAGUAUAAGGGUGACUUCGAGCGCUGUAUCACAAGAAUAGAAGCCAGUCUGACUCGACAGGAGAGACACCAACAUCCACCCAGUCCACUCAUGCAGCGGUCCGUCUCAGAGACCAUGAUGGGAUCAGCUGGCUCACGGGACGAACUCAAGAGGAUGCGUAACAUUUUGAUCAGGAGCGUCUUACAAGGGCUGCAUGACAAUCAGAAGGUAGCGGGGGAUCUGCAGCAGGAGCUCCACAGCCAGAGUGAAGACCUCUCCCAACUCUUCAGUUCAUUGUGAUGAUGGCCUUGUAGAUGUAGUUAAUCUGUGAUAAUUAAACAGCACCGAGGAUGUGCUUUAAUUCUUCCGAUAUCAAAACUGAUGACUGAAACAUUAAUUGAGCUGUGAUAGCAAAUCAUCUGAAUGGAACGGUGGGUAUAGGUGAAGAAAAGUGUAACCACAAGUAUAUGAAGAAUAAGAAUGAAGUUGUGGAAACAGUAGAGAGUGGAUUGUGGCUUAACAUGUUACAGUGUGGGCUAUAGAACAUAUGACCGACUACUGGGGACUGGAUAGACGAUGUUAAUGUUGAUCUUACUGUGGGACUUAAAAGAACUCCAUUAAGUAAUAGCAGGUUGACUGCACAAUUUUCCGAUUUUGCCUGCUCAACAAAUGGUUCUUUGGGAAGCAAAUUUGAACCUUUUAGGCUUGGUUAUAUGGUUCUGAACUGCCAAUUACAGAUGUAAUGUUUCUUCAUAGGAAUUGGUGGAUUUUUUUAAUGAUAAUUUUAAUUUAUUGUCAGUUAAUUUAUCGCAGUCGUCAUUAACAUUGUUAUCAACUUAGAGACCAUAGUCUAGUCCCAAAGACUGAAGGGCGGUUAUGUAUACAGAACCUCCUUUAAAUUUGUUAAAAUCAUUGUGGUCUUUUGAUAUGUUACUCACCAAAGCUAAAAAUUCAUUUUUAUGUGUUACUCACCAAAAUCCUCACUGGUCAGGGUUUUAAUAUUCGCUGUGUAAAAUUGUCCAGUGGUCCACUACUAAAUUUGUUCAAAUCAUGCCCCUGGGUGUAAAAAUUGCCA
This is a messenger RNA of Dreissena polymorpha, 3890 nucleotides long. Its product is annotated as serine/threonine-protein kinase TBK1-like. Gene Ontology annotation, biological process: peptidyl-serine phosphorylation. The transcript has 19 exons. Lineage: Eukaryota; Metazoa; Mollusca; Bivalvia; Myida; Dreissenidae. The record is from RefSeq and is a predicted model, not a curated record. Bases 755 to 3115 code for a protein of 786 amino acids. Gene Ontology annotation, molecular function: ATP binding; protein serine/threonine kinase activity; protein binding. Gene Ontology annotation, cellular component: cytoplasm.